Messenger RNA from Populus trichocarpa (black cottonwood), 1915 nucleotides. RefSeq names its product enolase 1, chloroplastic. Gene Ontology annotation, cellular component: phosphopyruvate hydratase complex. The transcript has 7 exons. Gene Ontology annotation, biological process: glycolytic process. Bases 144 to 1592 code for a protein of 482 amino acids. Gene Ontology annotation, molecular function: phosphopyruvate hydratase activity; magnesium ion binding. Lineage: Eukaryota; Viridiplantae; Streptophyta; Magnoliopsida; Malpighiales; Salicaceae. The record is from RefSeq and is a predicted model, not a curated record.
GUCACCCCUUUGCUUUCAUCGCUCUCUGGCGGACAUUUCCACGUCCCAUCCUCUCCCUCGCUUUAUUUAUUUAAGCAAAGCCAACAACCCCCUUCCCCUACCAAAAAACACUUCUUCCGAAGCCCAAAAACACCACCACCAAAAUGGCCUUGGCUACACAACCAGCCACCAACUUCUUCAACAAAAAGAACCCUUUACUCAAUAGCUUCUCUACAAAACAACCCAAAACAUCAACACGGUCUUUAGUUAUCAGAAACUCCGUGACUGUGGCUCCACCAUCAACGGUCAGGAUUGCUAAAGAAUGCAAGGUGAAGUCAGUGAAGGCGAGGCAGAUCAUUGAUAGCAGAGGGAAUCCUACCGUUGAGGUUGAUCUCGUCACUGAUGAUCAGCUUUACCGAUCGGCUGUACCAAGUGGGGCUUCUACUGGGAUCUAUGAGGCUUUGGAACUUAGAGAUGGAGAUAAAAGUGUUUAUGGUGGCAAGGGUGUGCUUAGUGCUGUUCAAAAUGUUAAUAACUUUUUGGGUCCUAAGCUUCUUGGUGUUGAUGUCAGAAAUCAAGCUGAUGUGGAUGCUAUAAUGCUGGAUAUUGAUGGAACUCCAAAUAAGGCAAAAUUGGGUGCUAAUGCUAUUCUUGGAGUAUCCCUGAGUGUGUGCCGGGCUGGUGCAGGGGCCAAGGGAGUUCCAUUGUAUAAACACAUCCAGGAAAUAUCAGGAACCAAGGAGCUUGUUAUGCCUGUUCCAGCUUUUAAUGUCAUUAAUGGAGGCAGUCACGCUGGAAAUAAUCUGGCCAUGCAAGAAUUUAUGAUUCUGCCUGUAGGUGCGACCAAUUUCGCCGAAGCACUCCGAAUGGGCAGCGAAGUGUAUCAUACACUGAAGAAAAUUAUUGAGAAAAAAUAUGGACAAGAUGCUUGCAAUGUUGGAGACGAGGGGGGAUUUGCUCCCAAUGUUCAGGAUAACAGGGAAGGACUAGUUUUGCUCAUGGAUGCGAUUGAAAAGGCUGGAUACACAGGAAAGAUCAAGAUAGGAAUGGACGUUGCUGCUUCAGAGUUUCUCAAAGAUGGAAAAUAUGAUUUGAACUUUAAAAACCAACCAAAUGAUGGAGCUCAUGUGCUCUCAGCCCAAAGCCUUGGUGACCUCUACAAGGAUUUUGUCAAGGAAUUCCCUAUUGUGUCUAUUGAAGAUCCCUUUGACCAGGAUGAUUGGAAUUCAUGGGCUUCACUACAAUCUUCAGUUGAUAUCCAGAUUGUUGGAGAUGAUUUGUUGGUCACAAAUCCAAAGAGAAUCGCUGAGGCAAUUCAGAAAAAGGCUUGCAAUGGCUUGCUACUGAAGGUUAACCAGAUAGGUACAGUGACUGAAUCCAUUAGAGCAGCACUUGACUCCAAAGCUGCAGGUUGGGGUGUGAUGGUCAGCCAUCGUAGUGGUGAAACUGAGGAUAACUUCAUAGCUGAUCUUUCUGUUGGCUUGGCCAGUGGACAGAUCAAGACUGGAGCUCCUUGCAGAAGUGAGCGGUUGGCCAAGUAUAAUCAGCUUCUGCGCAUUGAAGAGGAACUUGGAAAUGUGCGAUAUGCUGGUGAAGCUUUCAGAUCCCUUUAAGGAUAUUUUGUGGAAAAGGAACUGGAUCAAAUUUAGCGUCAUGAAAUUCCAGAGCUACAAGUUAAGUGGACCUGGAAAGUCUAGUGAGAUUUUUGACCUAACCAGUCAGCAUGUAUGCCAAUUAGAAACAAUUUCCUGAUCAGCUUGGCAUUUUAACUUCUAAAUGUUGAUGGGAACAAUUGUGCCUCGGAAUAAGAAAGUUUAGCUGGUAUGAGUUAGAAAGCUGAACUCGGUUAUAUGUGACUUUGUGAGUUGGUUCCAGAUCUGUACUGCUGCUGUUUCUAUGUUGUCUUAUAUAAUAAGAAGUUUCUUUGCUAUCUAAA